This is a messenger RNA of Plasmodium gonderi, 3936 nucleotides long. RefSeq names its product inner membrane complex protein 1f. The transcript is spliced from 3 exons. Bases 1 to 3936 code for a protein of 1311 amino acids. The record is from RefSeq and is a predicted model, not a curated record. Lineage: Eukaryota; Apicomplexa; Aconoidasida; Haemosporida; Plasmodiidae.
AUGUUGAAAAGUACUUCAAAGAUUGAUAGAACAAAGCGAGAACAAAGCAGGAUAUUGUUAGAAAAAAAACUAUCCAAAGACUCGGUGACGUCCACCAAAUUUUGUGAUUCUUCUGAAGAUAGAGAAGGAGGAUCAAACACCAGCAGCAACGUCAGCUUGAAUAUAUCUGAAAAGACAAAUAUUCCAAGAACGUUAGAUGCUAAUAACACAGAUUCGUUUAUAUGUGACCAAAAGGCACAGUCCAAAGGGGGUUCUAGUAAGGUAAAUAAGAAGAAUCAACGAAAUAAGUUGAACAAAGUGAACGUAUUAGAUAAAGCAAACGACACGAAGGCACACAGUGGCACAUCAGCAGGAAAAUAUAAAAGAGGAAGCAUACGUUUAGAUGAAAAUAAAAUUUCAAGCAAGAGCGAGAGUGUCAUAGUUGAAAGUUCCCCAAUCAAUAAUCAGGACUACAAUAUUAAGAAAAAAUUACAAAGAAAGGGCGUAGGUAUCUUAAAUAUCGAAGAAAAUAUCCCACAAAACUUAAACAGGGGUGAAAAUAUAGACGCUGAUAAUUCUUCUAAAAGUUUGUCUCGCACAAUUUCCUUUAAGGAUAAUUUAACGAGCACAGAGAAUAAAAUAUAUACUAGUAUUAACGAAGGUCCUACGUAUCUUUAUCCACCUAGCAAAGUUGAUUUUUAUGCACAUAAACUCGAUUAUUAUAACGCGCCUCAAAAUUCAUAUCCUUACACAAACACUAGUUUAACUUUCAGAGAAGGGAAUAGCAUUAGCCCAUAUAAUGAUAUCCAUGUGGAUGCAAAUAAGAGUAGCGAUUUGAAAUUACUUACCACUAACAAUUUGAGCCCGAAUAUUGGUAACAGCGUGGAAAACAAGGGGAAUAAUUUUUACUCCUUUCAAAGGAAAAACUUGUAUGCGUAUUCAAGUAACAAUAUCGGAACUUGUCAAAGUGGUAAUAUCGGAAAUUAUCGAAGUAACAAUUUGUGGACUUACGGUAGUGACAAUUUCGGAGGGUAUCCUAGGGGUAAUUGGGGUCUGAACGGAAAUAACUUAAAUUCAUAUGAACAAAAAAAACUAGGUUUCAGUGAAGCAUUGAACUUAAACCUGAACUUGAACACGUCUCCUACCCCUACUUAUCCUUAUCCUUUUGUAUAUCCGAAGAACAUUGAAGAAUACAGUGCUGAGUGCGCACAAGAAUACAAUAAAUCACUAGAUGAAAGGUAUUAUACCCAUACUAAUUUAGCAAAUGAAAUGGACUUUACAAAUAUGUACACAAGUCAUACUCCUAUAGGUAGUAACGAUAGUGGUAAAAUGACCACGUCGUUGAAUUAUGUGAAUAAGGAGAAUGUUUAUUUGUCUGAUAAUGUACCUUAUUAUGCAAAUAAUGCUAGCGUAGAUGCAUCUCUUAGAGGAGGGGUUCAUUUUGAUCAACUAGUAAACAGAAAGAACGUGUAUGAUAAUGUUUUAAUUGAUUCUGCUAAUGAGCACAACAUAGGAGGAAACAAUAUAAGUGUAUACACAGAUGGUAAUGCAAAUAACAAUACAAAUAGCAAUAUAAAUAGCAAUAUAAAUAGCAAUACAAAUAACAAUACAAAUUUCCUCCCGAAUAGUGGAGAUGUUAUGAGAGCCAAAACGGCAGAAUUUUCAAACUACACAGAUUUUACAUUCAAGAAUAGUAGUGGUGUAGACGGAGAAGUAAUGAUGAAUAGUAACAAUAUAAUGAAACCAAAUGAGAUAAAAAAUAAUGAGAAAAUACAAAAUGAUGUAUCUGUUUGUGAACAAGUUACAUCACACACAGAUUACUCUCGGGCUACACACAGUUCACAUGUCAUAGAUAAACGAAUAGUUCAUGAAGGAUUUGACACGAUUAAAAUUCCAAAAUAUAGAGAAGUAGAAAUUGUGGAAAAGAUAGUAGAAGUUCCAGUUGUGCAUAAAGUGAAUAAAUAUAUAAAUAAAUAUGAAAUUAAAGAAGUUGAAAAGGUUGUUAAGAAACCAAUUAAUAAAUAUGUGGAAACGAAAAUCGAAGUACCUGAAUUGCAUUUUCAAGAUAAAAUUAUAGAAGUACCUGAAUUACAAGAAGUUGUAAAAAUUGUAGAAAAGCCAGAAAUAAAAGAGAGAAUUAUAUAUAAAAAUAAAAUUGAGACAAAAAUUAUCCCUAAAUAUAUUGAAAUUCCUGUAGUAAAAGUAGUAAACAGAUAUGAAAGUUAUGAUGACAUAGGAGAAGUAAUAAAAACUGUACCUGUAAAAAAAAUUGUAGAAAUCCCAAAUGAAGUAAUUAGAAAAGUUAAAGUACCUAUUAAAAAAAUUGUUGAAGAGCCUAAUUAUGUCCCUAUUAUAAAAUAUCGUGAUGUUCCAAUAGAAAAAAUAAGAUAUGUGCCUAAAAUUCAAACAGUAGAAUUAGUUAAAACUAUACCUAAAAUUAUUGAUAUACCUGUUCCGGUAAAAAUUCCAAAAAUAAAAGUUAUAGACAAGCCUUAUUAUAUAAAUAAAUAUAUCGAUCAUCCUGUCGUUGUACCUGUUUCAAAAACAGUGAAACCUAUAUAUAAAUAUGGGGGUAAAAAGGUAGUAGAAAUACCUAUUCAUAAGCCCUAUAUUGUUACGCACAAUACGGUUGUGCCUAAGAGUGUAGAUAGCAGCACGAACAAUGGCAGAUGCUCAGUUUAUGCUAAGAAGUUGGAUUUAAAUUCUUUCGAUCCGAUAAAAAGAAAUGAAUUAUUCAAUUUGGUGAACAGAAAUAACUUUAACUUGGAGAGGUCUAUGAGCGUGGAUAACCACAUUUAUGGGCGUCGCAUGGGUUCUGAGGGCGGUCUUGGAAGUGGGUUCGGAAGUGGGUUCGGAAGUGGGAUUGGAAGUGGGAUUGGAAGUGAGUUCAGAAGUGGGUUCGGAAGUGGGUUCGGAAGUGGGAUCGGAAGUGGGAUCGGAAGUGGGAUCGGAAGUGGUACCCCAAAUCGGACCGGAAAUGCUACCCCUCCAAACGGCCUGAGUUUUUCGAAAAGCUUAAAUAGCAGUGUGGAUAAAAACACUUCUAACUUUGAUGUAAUGCCAAAAAGGGAUGAUUUUUAUUCAAACGAUAUUCUGAUGAAUGUGAAUAUGUUUAAUUCGAAUGGAAAGGUUGAUUAUGGAGGUAUGAACACGAAAACAUGGUUGGAUAAUACCAGAAAUUCGGCUAGUGCAUCUAACAAUUAUGGACAACUGAAUAACAAUUUUACAACGCCUAAUUCGACGUAUAAUUCAAAUUAUAACAAUGAAAGAAAUGAUGGAACCAUUUUACCCUUUUUAAGGAAUUUUCCAAACAGCGCCCAUUUUAAUAGUAAUAAUGAUAAUAUACAUAGCGAUGGAGCAAAUAGAUCAAAUUGUGUUCAUCCGUUUUCUAGUAGCAAUCCUGUGUGCGAAAAGAAGGAACUUACUGAUUGGAAUACAAAUGAUCAUGUAAAUAAUACGACCAAUACAUUUAAGGAUGGUGAAUGCUUAAGGCGUUACGAUUCCUGUGUCCGAACAAAUGCUUUACAGUGUGGUGGGAAAAUAAGCAACGUGAAGAGCCUAAGCAAUAUGAACAGCCUAAGCAACAUGAACAGCCUAAGCAACAUGAACAGUAUAAGCAACAUGAACAGUAUAAGCAACAUGAACAGUAUAAGCAACAUGAACAGCAUAAAAAAUAUGAACAGUAUAAAAAAUAUGAACAGCAUGAGCAAUAUGAACACGAUGAGCAGCGUGAACAAUGGGCAGGAAGGAAACAAUGCAACAUGUGCAUUGCGAUCUAGGAGCCCUAGUGCAUGUUCAGCCGAUGGAAUUAGUGCUUAUGUUGUUGAGUAUGUAGAUGAUGAAGACAAAAAUUUUCGUGAAGGUGGGUUUUCCAAUGGGUUAAGCAAUCAAUUGGCAGAUGACAUAGGUAGUAAUUAUUCUUUCAAUGGAACAGUGUUUAAUUCGAAGAAUGAAUAA